Messenger RNA from Echinops telfairi (small Madagascar hedgehog), 2420 nucleotides. RefSeq names its product potassium voltage-gated channel subfamily Q member 1 (gene KCNQ1). Gene Ontology annotation, molecular function: voltage-gated potassium channel activity. Gene Ontology annotation, cellular component: membrane; voltage-gated potassium channel complex. The record is from RefSeq and is a predicted model, not a curated record. NCBI's taxonomy places the organism in Eukaryota, Metazoa, Chordata, Mammalia, Afrosoricida, Tenrecidae. The transcript has 16 exons. The annotation marks the transcript as partial. Gene Ontology annotation, biological process: potassium ion transport; transmembrane transport.
UCCAUCUACAGCGUGCGCCGCCCGCUGCUGGCGCGAACCCACGUCCAGGGCCGCGUCUACAACUUCCUGGAGCGCCCGACCGGCUGGAAGUGCUUCGUCUACCACUUCACCGUCUUCCUCAUUGUGCUGGUCUGCCUCGUCUUCAGUGUGCUCUCCACCAUCGAGCAGUAUGCCGCGCUGGCCACCGGGACCCUCUUCUGGAUGGAAAUCGUGCUGGUGGUCUUCUUCGGCACCGAGUACGUAGUGCGCCUGUGGUCGGCUGGCUGCCGCAGCAAGUACGUGGGCGUCUGGGGGCGACUGCGCUUCGCCCGCAAGCCCAUCUCCAUCAUCGAUCUCAUUGUGGUUGUGGCCUCCAUGGUGGUCCUGUGUGUGGGAUCCAAGGGACAAGUGUUUGCUACCUCGGCCAUCAGGGGCAUCCGCUUCUUGCAAAUCCUGCGCAUGUUGCACGUGGACCGGCAGGGCGGCACCUGGAGACUGCUGGGCUCUGUGGUCUUCAUUCAUCGGCAGGAGCUGAUCACCACCCUGUACAUCGGCUUCCUGGGCCUGAUCUUCUCCUCGUACUUCGUGUACCUGGCCGAGAAGGACGCGAUCAACGAAUCUGGCCGCGUGGAGUUCGGCAGCUAUGCGGAUGCGCUGUGGUGGGGCGUGGUCACGGUCACCACCAUUGGCUAUGGGGACAAGGUACCCCAGACAUGGAUCGGAAAAACCAUCGCCUCCUGCUUCUCCGUCUUUGCCAUCUCCUUCUUCGCGCUGCCUGCGGGUAUCCUCGGCUCCGGCUUCGCCCUCAAGGUCCAGCAGAAACAGAGGCAAAAGCACUUCAACCGGCAGAUCCCAGCGGCUGCCUCCCUCAUUCAGACGGCAUGGAGAUGUUACGCGGCCGAGAACCCCGACUCCUCCACGUGGAAGAUCUACGUGCGCAGGCCUGCCCGCGGCCACGCCGUGCUGUCCCCCAGCCCCAAGCCCAAGAAGUCCGUCAUGGUGAAGAAGAAGAAGUCCAAGCUGGAGCGUGAGGACGGGCUGAGCCCGGGGGGCGACAAGACGCUGUGCAUCCCACAGAUCACCUGCGACGCAGCCUGCGAGGAGCGCAGGCCUGACCACAGCGCCCUGGAUGGCUUCGACCCCAGCGUGAGGAAGAGCCCCACGCUGCUGGACGUGAGCAUGGCCCACUUCAUGCGAACCAACAGCUUCACUGAGGAUGUGGACCUGGAGGGGGAGACCCUGCUGACCCCCAUUACCCACGUCUCACAGCUCCGAGAGCAUCACCGGGUCACCAUCAAGGUCAUCCGACGCAUGCAGUACUUUGUGGCCAAGAAGAAAUUCCAGCAAGCUCGGAAGCCAUACGACGUGCGUGACGUCAUUGAGCAGUAUUCUCAGGGCCACCUCAACCUCAUGGUGCGCAUUAAGGAGCUGCAGAGAAGGCUGGACCAGUCCAUCGGGAAGCCCUCCUUCUUUAUCUCCGUCUCAGAAAAGAACAAAGAUCGUGGUAAUAAUACCAUCGGUGCCCGCCUGAACCGGAUGGAAGACAAGGUGACUCAGCUGGACCAGAGGCUCCUGCUCAUCACGGACCUGCUCCAGCAGCUGCUUGCCCUGCAGGCUGGAGGCCCCCCUGGAGGAGGCGGUGGCUGCACCGCCCAGCAAGAGCUCCACCUGCCCAGCAGCUCACUCCCCACCUACGAACAGCUGACCGUGCCCCGCAGGGCCGCCGAUGAGGGGUCCUGAUGAGGGCCCAGGAGGGCCGGCGGGUCCAGAGGGGUGUCGAGGAGGAGCUGGGACACCCCGGGCAGGGUGGUGCCCUAGAAGGUCCAGGAGGCCAAGCCCGGGAGGGUCACAGGCCCGGGCUGGGGUGGAGGCUGGCAGGUCCAAGCCUGUCGCCCCAGUCCCUGUUCCCAUGGUGCUGUGUGCUGGCCAGUGCACAGGGAUGGGGGCCGGGGCUGCUCUCCCCUGGGCUGGGGGCACCUGGCAGGCAGUGGUUGGGAUACGGAGCAGUGUGGGCCAGGGCCGGUCACCCUGGAUGUCUCCAGAAGCUUCACAAGAGACUCAGAGAGUCAACCUGGCAUCCUCUUUGGGGGUCCUUGAACCCAGAACCCAGAGCAGACAGGGGUCUCUCAAUGAAGUCAGCUGUCCCACUCAGUUCCUUCCCAGGACUCUCAGGAGAUGCCCACCUGGGCUGGAGAGACAGAUGUCCGAGCUACCUCCUCCCUGGAGGGCCUGGCCCCACCCCCUCAGAGAGACGGCUCUGAGUCCCAUUCUAUAUGAUGAGCGCUAGACAGGUACACGGACCCUGAGCCCAGCCCAGCCGGGAACCAGGGCUGCCCUGGGCAGGGACCCUCUGGUAUCACAGAACUCCGGGUGAUCAUGUGAUUUUACACGGUGUGGUGUUGGUUCAUGGGGUGGGAUCCCUAAUAAAUGGGAGAAUCACG